Messenger RNA from Lingula anatina, 895 nucleotides. RefSeq lists its product as uncharacterized. Lineage: Eukaryota; Metazoa; Brachiopoda; Lingulata; Lingulida; Lingulidae. The record is from RefSeq and is a predicted model, not a curated record.
UAAAGAGGAUAAGACAGUGGCUCAAACUUCAAAGGGAGUCUCCCGCGGCGCGCGUCUCAUGAUGCCUUCGGGUUGGUACGGCGAGCCUCGUUUUCAAAUGACCAGGUAGCUUGUCUACGGCAGAGUGAAACGAAGGUCCCGCUUUAGUCGCGUUUUUUUCAUUGUAUCCGGAGAAUUUCGUCAAAAGACAAGAGGAGCUGAUUAAGGAAUAUGCAGUGAAGCACCAUGCCAAUUAAAAAGAGAAAGAAGAUAGGCAAGAAGGUUAAGAAUGCCCAGGCCAAGAAAUAUGGUAAAUCAGCAAAGAUUUCCAAAGACACAACUACGUAUCCAGGGACAAAUGACAACAGUGAAUGUGUCGUGUCACGUCAACAGUUCAUUGACUCUGAGGAUGACAUGCCUUUGAGCAGUCUGAAAGAUGUUUCUUCUGACAACUCAGAGACUCAACAGUCAAAUGAAUGUGCAGUGUCAAGUCAACAAUCUAGUGAACCUGAGGAUGACAUGUCUUUAAGCAGCCUGAAGGAUGUUUCUUCUGACAACUCAGAGACUCAACAGUCACAUGGGUCCAGUAUACCAACAUUUUUUGACAGUCUGCAAACCUGUGCCACUGGGGAUUGGCACUUCAUGAAGGGUCCAUGUAAAGUGCAUCUUUACAAGAUGGUGUUCUUUUUUUUUUUUAAACUCUAUAAGCCAUGAUUAAUACAUAAAUGGUGUUGUGGUGACAAUUUUGUUGAUCAUAAAUGAAAUGUUUUGAAGUUUUUUGGGGUUUCAAUUUGUUGAUAAACUUAGAUAAGUAAAUGUGUACAGGUUACAUUUAACAGGCUGCAUCUUAUUGGGAAAUUACAGUGAUGAAUUGCAUGAACAAGUGAAUUCGUUUAAUAAACUUAUUUGAACUGUA